CUUGGAAUUACAUUUGUGGAUAUACAUGAGGCUGGCUGUCCGUACGUGGCCGAUUAGCAUUCUGCUUGUGAAUCUCGUUUUAGGGAGGUCGGACGUAGGUCAAGAGGCACGAGAACCUCGUUACUGAAUCUUGUUUUCACUGCCUCUGGCACUAUCAAUCCAACGCCAACACCGCCAUUACAAAGCCCAACAGAUUCUCCCAUCUUCUACCGAGUGUUGUCCACCGAGCCAAAUGUCUUUCUGCUCUUCUGCUCCGUCCUGCUGCAGCUUGAUCCGUGCCUAUCCGCGGACUGCCCACUCCAAGUCCUCACCGCGUCGAUGCCUCCUACUGCCAAUCCGGUGUACUGCGCGGACUCCUCCUCGGCGAUCGGCUGAUUACCAACCGAGCUCGUGGAGCGACGAAUACAUACAAUCGCUCACAACUGGCACCAAGCUCAGCGUUUAUGCAAUAUGUGGAGGAGGAUAACGCAAGAAGGAUGGACAAACUGACAGAGGACGUGAAACAGCUGAUCUACAUGAAGAAGGGAAUUGAGGACCAACUUCAACUGAUCGAUUACCUGCGGCAGCUUGGGGUGGCGUAUCACUUUAAGGAGGAUAUUAAGGAUGCUUUAUGGACUAUAUACGGUUCCAUGGAAGAGGUGAGCAUGUUGCUGAAGGAUAAUCUUCAUGCCACGGCUCUUAUGUUCAGGCUUCUCAGAGAACAUGGGUUUGCUGUUUCUGAAGGUGAUUAAGCUAUAUAUCCAUCCUGCUUUACUCCUUUCUUGGCGACUGAUACAAAAUUGUCGCUGAUGCACCUCAUAUAUUGCUAGAACAAUUACUUUCAUAAAACUAAGACAAGUAGAAAUAUGUCCAAUUAGUCAUAAAACUAUCCCACGUUACUAGCCUAACAAACUAUUGGUAUUUUGUGUUUGUUCUGUUCUAUCAUGGUGUCACAAUCUAACAUGCACAAAUUAUGUGGAUGGACUGAAGGUGUAUUCAACCGAUUUAUAGAUGAGAAGGGCAACUUGAAAGCCAGCCUUCGCCACCAGACUGAAGGAUUGGUGAGCUUGUACGAGGCUUCCCAUCUUGCAAAGGAAGGAGAGCACGUGCUGGAAGAAGCUACGAACUUCACAACUAAACAGCUCAAGAGCCUCAUGGAGGGAUCGCUUGAGCCUCAUCUCAGGGAGCACGUAGCCCAUGCCUUGGAGCUUCCAUUGGACUGGAGGAUGCCGAGGUUACAGACCAGGUGGUUUAUAGAAGCAUGCCAAAGGGAAGCGAACAUAAACCCUGUCCUACUUGAAUUGGCUAAGUUGGACUUCAACAGAGUUCAGAGCAUACAUCAGAGGGAACUCAGGGAAGUGUCGAGAUGGUGGAGCAAUCUUGGCCUGGCGCAAAGGCUUCCAUUUUCCAGGGACAGGUUGAUGGAGAGCUAUAUCUGGACGGUUGGCUGGGCUUUUGAGCCACAGUUUGCAAGAUUCAGGGAGGCGCAGACAAAAGCGAACUGCCUGAUAACAACAAUAGAUGAUGUGUAUGAUGUUUACGGCACCAUCGAUGAGCUCGAGCUGUUCACGGAUGCCGUCGAUAGAUGGGAUGUUAAUACAAUGGACAAAUUGCCAUAGUACAUGAAAAUAUGUUUUCUAGCCCUCUUCAACACUAUAAAUGACACCGCCUACAAUGUUAUGAAAGAGAAGUGUCUGGAUAUAAUUCCACACCUAAAAAAAGCAGUAACUUAUUGAUCCCAUCGUCCCUCUUUUGUGUAUCGUCAAUCAUGCAGUUCCACUUUAUAAACAGUGCUACCGUUGGAUUCAGUGGGCAGAUCUAUGCAAGACAUACUUGGUGGAAGCAAGGUGGUACCACCAAGGCUACACACCCAAUCUUGAAGAGUACUUGGAGAACGCACUAGUAUCGAUAUCGGGUCUCCUAAUAUUGACUAUUGCUUAUUGCACCAGUAACGAUGUAACUCGAGAGGCCUUAGACGGUUUCCAAAGCCGUCUUAAGAUUGCAAGAUGGUCAUCCAUGAUCCUUCGACUUUGUGAUGACUUGGGUACUUCCAAGGACGAGCUUGAAAGAGGCGAUGUGCCCAAAUCUAUCCAGUGCUACAUGCAUGAGAGCGGUUUAUCGGAGUAUGCGGCUCGUGAGCAUAUCAGGCGAUUGAUUAGGGGGAAUUGGAGAGCAAUAAACGGAGAUCGAAGUUUCACUUCACGUUUUGAGGAAAACCUAAAAAUGAUGGCCAUCAAUAUCCCUCGAAUGGCCCAAUGCAUGUACCAAUACGGAGAUGGACAUGGGAAACCCGAUCAAGUGAUUGAGGAUCGCAUCAGGUCUUUGAUAAUUGAACCUAUACUUUUGUAACAAUGGAAUGAAGGAUAAUAUCGUGAAGCUAUAAGUCUCCUCGUGAUUUGUCCAAGCCUUUGAUUAAGAUUCUUUAGGUGUGAUCG
Molecule: messenger RNA, 2414 nt
Organism: Musa acuminata AAA Group (dessert banana)
Lineage: Eukaryota; Viridiplantae; Streptophyta; Magnoliopsida; Zingiberales; Musaceae
Product: monoterpene synthase 8, chloroplastic-like
Exons: 5
Coding region: 924-1598 (224 amino acids)
Molecular function (GO): magnesium ion binding; terpene synthase activity
Source: RefSeq, a predicted model, not a curated record